This is a messenger RNA of Zingiber officinale, 489 nucleotides long. Its product is annotated as 24-methylenesterol C-methyltransferase 2-like. Lineage: Eukaryota; Viridiplantae; Streptophyta; Magnoliopsida; Zingiberales; Zingiberaceae. The record is from RefSeq and is a predicted model, not a curated record. The transcript has a single exon. The coding region runs from base 1 to 489 and encodes 162 amino acids.
AUGGAUCUCUCGACGGCGAUGUGGACGGCGGCCGUCGUCGGCGCUAUCGCGGUCUACUGGUUCGUAUGGGUGAUGGGCUCAGCGGAAGUGAAAGGCAAACGGGCAGUGAACCUUAAGAUGGGAUUGAUCAUGCGGGAUAAGGUGCAGGACAAGUACAAGCAGUACUUGUCCUUCUUUCUCCGCUCCAAGGAGGGCAUUGCCGCCGCGCCCGACGACGAUAACGUCCCUGCCUUCGUUGACACCUUCUACAACCUCGUCACAGACAUCUACGAGUGGGGAUGGGGGCAGUCCUUCCACUUCUCGCACUCACUUCCCGGCCGCACCCACCGGGAAGCCACACGCAUCCACGAGGAGCUCGCCGCUGAUCUGAGAGAUGGGGAUCUCCUCUCUCAGAUCCCCAUCCGAGGUUGCUCGCUCCUCCUUCCCUUCACUAUGACCGGCAAAAGGAUGGCCGCCCCAUUUCUCUUGCUGCUAAUCGUGUCCUGCUAA